AUGUCCGACCAGAACUUCCACACUACUCGCCAGGACCUGCGUAAGGCAGAGUCUCGCAUCGCUCAACAUGGUGGUAACAACCCUUCCGACUCCAAGCUCUCUCAGAUGAAGGUGAUCCAUGGUCGAUCAGAACACCGACAAGUCCAAGCAGAUCGACCAGGCCAAGGCCAACCUGCCUCUCCCCGACCAGCCCCCGUCGCCAGUGACUGGAAUUCCUCCGACCAGCGAACCGUCAAUGUCGGCUCUGGUGGUAUUGAGGGCCCUAUCUCUGGUGACAACGACACCGCCCUUCGUGGGCCCGCCACUGCAGGUAGCAGUGCCCGUGUUGAUGGUGCCGAACUCCACAAGCCCACAGCACCCCUGAGCAAUGUUGGCCGUCAACGUGUCGAGGGUCUGGAGAGCUUGCCCGCGGAUGCUACUACUCGUUAA
Penicillium cataractarum is the source of this 429-nucleotide messenger RNA. RefSeq lists its product as uncharacterized. The record is from RefSeq and is a predicted model, not a curated record. The coding region runs from base 1 to 429 and encodes 142 amino acids. Lineage: Eukaryota; Fungi; Ascomycota; Eurotiomycetes; Eurotiales; Aspergillaceae. The transcript is spliced from 2 exons.